Magnolia sinica is the source of this 1894-nucleotide messenger RNA. Its product is annotated as cytochrome c oxidase subunit 5b-1, mitochondrial. NCBI's taxonomy places the organism in Eukaryota, Viridiplantae, Streptophyta, Magnoliopsida, Magnoliales, Magnoliaceae. Gene Ontology annotation, biological process: mitochondrial electron transport, cytochrome c to oxygen. Gene Ontology annotation, cellular component: mitochondrial envelope. The transcript has 7 exons. The coding region runs from base 83 to 586 and encodes 167 amino acids. The record is from RefSeq and is a predicted model, not a curated record.
GAAUGGAGGGAGAGAGAGAGAGAGAGAUUUGGAGUCAUUCACCAGAGAGUUUUGGGCGACCUGAGAAUUCACUUCCGAGACGAUGUGGAGAAGGGUAUCUGCUCAGCUUCAGACCCUAGCUGCCGUUUCAUGGCGAUCUUCUCUAGCUCGAUCCAACGGUGGAGAUUCCUUUAUCAGGAAACGCGCCUUCCCAUCCGCAUCGUCCUUCUUCUCCACCCAUCAGGCCACUUCCCAUUCCGAUGCUAGUAUGUCCAAGGGUAAGAUCAGAGUGGAAGAUAUAAUGCCGAUUGCCACCGGACAUGAACGUGAGGAGCUCGAGGCCGAACUCGAGGGAGCAAGGCGUUUCGACAUGGACACUCCGGUUGGUCCCUUUGGCACCAAGGAAGCACCUGCUAUUGUGAAAUCAUACUAUGACAAGAGAAUAGUUGGAUGCCCUGGUGGUGAAGGUGAGGAUGAGCAUGAUGUUGUGUGGUUUUGGCUGGAGAAAGACAAGCCACAUGAAUGCCCUGUUUGUUCUCAGCAUUUUGUGCUGGAAGUGAUUGGCGAGGGGGGACCUCCGGAUGGUCAUGGUCAUGAUGACCACUGAUGUGGGGCUGCAAGCUUUUCGGACCAGAAUAAAAAAAACUGGAUCCAGCCAAUAUGCGGCCAGCCUGGGAGGUUCUUGAGGUGUCCGCCCUCCAUAUUCGGUCAUGAUCCAGGGCCUAAUUCACAAAUGCUGGGCCUGUUGGAUGACAAUAGACUGAUUUGGGGUGCUGUACUCGUUAUUUUUGGUCAUGGAAUGCGGGCUAUCAGUUUUUUUUUUUUUUUUUUGGUCCUCAUCAAACCAUUCAUUUCCAAGCCACUGUUCAUAUGUCACCACGUUAUUGGAUAGCCAUAACUGCUGCCCUGUUGCCCACCAUUUGUUGGCCCAUUAGGUCAAACCGUUCCUAUCACCAUGUACGCUUCCUUCAUAUUUAUCCCGACCAUGCCAAUUGAAGGAAUAGAGGGAAGUGCCAAGGAGACUGGAGGUUUUCAAUAUGGUGCACAUGGCAGCAUGGCACACGUGCAUGAGAUAUAGGUCAUUCAUCGGUUGGGCCCCACCAUGAACAUGACCAGGCCUGGGGAUGGUCCUCUCAUCAGCUGUGUUGCACAUGUAUGUUUAUAUACUCUGUUAGAAUGUUAGUCAUAUUUUUCAAACGGUGCAUUUUUCUCAUGCAAGCUAACCCACACACCACAUGGGCACUUGAAACCAUCACCUCAGUCUUGAAACGAACUGAGCCAUGUGUUGGAACCCACCUAAUGAAUAACCGGGAUCUCACAUGUCAGUGCAUCAACUACCACAUCAGAUGACCGGAGCAUCUGAUUUUCUGCCUGGGAAAAUGCAUGAGCUCACUAUUUAAUCAAUGUCCCGGAUCUCACACAAGUGUAACAUUGGCACAUGUGGAAAUCCCUUCACUGUUGCUUGCUCAAAAUCGAGAUUGGAACCACGAAAAAAAAAAAUGCAAAAAAUAGAGGACUUCCAUCAUAAUAAAGAAAAAACUUUGAAACACUGGAGUGUGAAGAAGUCUCAGGCAUUCACUUGGCCACUGUACAUGGCGGAACAUUUGUGCUGUCUCUAGACUGUCGACAUAAUGGGACCCACAUUUGAUGGGCCUUGACCUAAAAAUUACACCGAACAGAUCCCCAUAUGGGUCUAAUUGGUGGAUCUAUACUGGCUGUUCAAGAUGUAAAGUGGUCAGCGGUAAAGAGUCGACAUGAAAAUAUCCAUUAAUUAGGCCUGAAGUGAUGUUUGGUAAACUGAAAAAUAAAGUCUGAAAAUUAAUUUAUAGUACUGAAUUUUAUUACUUAUUGAAAAAUAUUUUUGGUAAUUUGUCUAAAAAAGGCCGAUAUCGAAAAAAUAAUCUCUCUCUUUUUU